AUGGGCAGCUAUACCUUUACCUGGGAGCACAGCGCUAACGAAGUCUUCGUCACCGGCACCUUCGAUGAUUGGAAGCAAAGCGUCAAGCUGGAGAAGGAAGGCGGCAUCUUCAAGAAGACCGUCGAGCUGCCGAAGCAGAAGGUCGAAUACAAGUUCGUCGUUGACGGCAACUGGGUGACCAACGACACGGCGCCCGGCGAAUAUGACGGACCAAACUACAACAAUAUCCUCCUCCCCGACGACAUCAAAGAGACACCUGUCCACACCCUUUCUUCCGCCGCCCCCGCAUCAUCCACCGCUGCGCUGGCUGGAGCCGUGCCCAAGGAGAAGGAGGCUUCGCCUGUGCCUGGCGCGUUCCCCGAGACGCCAGCAACAGAGCCCAACGCCUUCUCCGUGAACCCCAUACCCGCCACUGAAGGCCUCGGAAACCCCGUUCACCUGGCACCUGGCGAGAAGGUGCCCGACCCUAGCACCCUCACGAACAACACCAUACAGUCAACUGUCAAGGAUGACGAGCCUGAGGAGAGGGCAUUUGGCGUCAACCCGAUACCCGCAACUGCCGGCGCUGGCAACCCUAUUCACCUUGCGCCUGGCGAGAAGGUCCCAGACCCAAGCACGCUGACUUCCAACACCAUAUCAAGCACCGCUAAGACUGACGAAAAGUCCUACGAAGCGUCGGACGCCGCCCCGCCGCAGCUGGGUCCUGUUGUCACCCCUGAGGCUGAGCGCGAAACCAAAGGAGGUAUGUUUGGGAUCCCGCCAAUUGGCGGCAUAAUGAUUCCGGAGUCUAGCUUGCCAAUGGGAGCAGGCACAGCUGCUGAGACAGAUCCAGGCGUCACGAUCCAAUCGGCCGCUCCUCUUAGCUCCACUGCCGCGCUUGCAGGUGCCGUGCCCAAGGAGCCAAAGGGCGUUCCGGAGGUCGUUUCCGAGAGCCAACAAGAGGCAAACUUCAGCCCUGAAGCUUCCGCGAACUCCGAAGCAGUGCUCGAGAAGAAGGAGGUCGAAGAAGAGUUGAAGGCAAAGGUGCCUGAGGAGCCUCCCGCGGCCGAUAGCUCUUCUGGUGCUGGGAAGGCUGCUGCUAUUGCUGGUGGUGCUGCGGCUGGCGGAGCUGCUGCUUUCGCUGGAGCUACUUACUCGGCCAAGGACACCGCUGCUCGUAUUUUUGGUCUCAACGGCUCGCCUGCCGCUACUGCCACCACCUCGGAAGUGCCUGAAGUUGUCACCGAGAGUCAGAUAAAAGCAGACGUCGGACCGGAGGCCACUGCAAACCCAGUAGCCGUCGAAGAGAAGCAGGAAGUAGAGCAGGAGCUGCUGAAAGAGAUCAAGACUACCAACGAAGCCGGUGAACCCGCUCCUACCGCGGCUGCCGAAGCCACUGAGGCUGCCCCCGAAGUGCCUGAAGUUGUGGCCGAGAGCCAGAAAGAAGCGGAGGUUGGACCGGAGGCCGCUGCUAACCCGGUAGCCGUCGAAGAGAAGAAGGAGGUGGAGCAGGAGCUGCUGAAAGAGGUCAAGACCACUGACGAAGCCGGCGAACCCGCUCCUACGGUGACUGCCGAAACCAGUGCGACCGCCCCUGUUACAGCUGCGGCUGUAGAAACACCCAAAGCAGUCGAUUCUCGCGACAUCUCGCCCAUGUCGAAGCAGCCCACGACCGCGGAAACUGCUCCAGUUGUCACCACUGGCGUCGAGUCCAGCAAGGUUCCGGCCAAGAGCACCCCAGAGACGCCGAAGAAGAAUGGAGAGGCCUCCGCCGUCGGCACCCCCGAGAGCGUCGCCAGCACUGACAAGAAGCAGAAGAAGAAGAACCGACUCUCGUUCUUCGGCAAGCUGAAGGAGAAGUUCCACCACGAUAAAUAA
Messenger RNA from Mytilinidion resinicola, 1857 nucleotides. RefSeq lists its product as uncharacterized. The coding region runs from base 1 to 1857 and encodes 618 amino acids. The transcript is spliced from 3 exons. The record is from RefSeq and is a predicted model, not a curated record. NCBI's taxonomy places the organism in Eukaryota, Fungi, Ascomycota, Dothideomycetes, Mytilinidiales, Mytilinidiaceae.